AUGUCGUACGCUCCACCUUACGGCGAUCCUUAUGCUCGCCCUCCCCCAGAUCGUCCACCAUACGACCCCUACGGGCGCCCACCCGCUGAUCCUUAUGCGCGCCCUCCUCAAGAUGGAUAUGACCGUCCUCCUUACGACGCCGGUCGCCCAGCAUACGACCGGGCCCCAUACAGUGCACCCCCACCUCUAGCUCGUCCUCCUCCAGGUCCCCCGCCUCCCCUGCCCCAGGGCUGGGUCCAGGAAUGGGAGCCCAACGCCCGUCGCGCGUUCUACAUAGAACAGGCUACUGGUCGCUCUCAGUGGGAGACGCCUUACCAGCAGCCCGCCUACUCUGGGUACAAUGAUGGUUCUCGCAGCGUUCCUCCUCCCGCGCCCCAGGGUGGAUACUAUGCGCCUCCCCAGGGCCCUCCACCUGUGCCUUACAAUAAUCCUAGCCCUAGCUACUAUCAGCAGCCGGAGCCUGAGAAGAAGAGCAGCAAUGCUGGGAAGUAUCUCGCAGCUGGUGCUGCUGGUUUGGCCGUCGGUGGUCUUGGCGGUGCUUUGCUCGCACAUGAGCUUGGUGAGGACUCUGAUAGGUCAGAUCGCGAAGAAGCCUACGAGCAGGGACGUCGCGACGAAGAAGAGGCUCAUGAGUCAGACCACAGUGAUGGUGGUUGGUGA
This is a messenger RNA of Penicillium expansum, 660 nucleotides long. RefSeq names its product WW domain protein. The coding region runs from base 1 to 660 and encodes 219 amino acids. Gene Ontology annotation, molecular function: protein binding. The transcript is spliced from 2 exons. The record is from RefSeq and is a predicted model, not a curated record. Lineage: Eukaryota; Fungi; Ascomycota; Eurotiomycetes; Eurotiales; Aspergillaceae.